This is a messenger RNA of Penicillium alfredii, 1059 nucleotides long. Its product is annotated as 3'(2'),5'-bisphosphate nucleotidase. NCBI's taxonomy places the organism in Eukaryota, Fungi, Ascomycota, Eurotiomycetes, Eurotiales, Aspergillaceae. The record is from RefSeq and is a predicted model, not a curated record. The transcript has a single exon. Gene Ontology annotation, molecular function: 3'(2'),5'-bisphosphate nucleotidase activity. Gene Ontology annotation, biological process: sulfate assimilation; phosphatidylinositol phosphate biosynthetic process. Bases 1 to 1059 code for a protein of 352 amino acids.
AUGUCUUACCAGCAAGAACGUUAUAUCGCCGAGCUCGCCGUUCAGCGCGCGACCCUCCUCACCCAAAAGGUCUUCUUCGAAAAGGCCAAGGGCACCGUCUCCAAGGACGACAAGUCCCCCGUCACCAUUGGCGACUUCGGAGCCCAGGCCCUCAUCAUCCAGGCCAUUCGCAAGAACUUCCCCAACGACGAGAUUGUCGCCGAAGAGGAGGCUAGCUCCCUACGUGAGGACAAGGCGCUCAGCGCAGAGAUCUGGCGCCUAGUCCAAGAUAUCAAGCUGGAAGAUGCGGAGAGCGACAAGAUAUUGGGCGGUCCUCUGCCUAGCGAAGAGGGUAUGUUGGAUAUCAUUGACGAGGGCAAGAGUUCUGGUGGUCCCAAGGGCCGCAUCUGGGCUCUCGACCCCAUCGACGGCACCAAGGGCUUCCUCCGCGGUGGCCAGUAUGCCGUGUGUCUGGGCCUGAUUGUGGACGGCGAUGUCAAGGUCGGCGCAAUUGGCACGCCCAACCUGCCGGUGGAUGACAGGGUGGCUAUCACCGCGAGCACGGGCGCCCAGCAGACAGAGACUGCCAGCAACGGCGUGCUGUUCUCCGCCAUUCAGGGCGAGGGCGCCACCAGCCGGCCGCUUUCGAGCGGUGUUCUUGCCCCCAGCAAGUCGAUUUCUAUGCGCCCGGUCCCCGAUAUCGCCCAGGCUGUUUUCUGUGAGGGCGUGGAAGCGGCGCACUCGGCGCAGGGUGACAACGCUGCUGUUGCUGAGCGCCUAGGCAUCACUGCCCCGAGCGUGCGACUGGACUCGCAGGCCAAGUACUGCUCGAUUGCUCGGGGUGCGGGAGACAUCUACCUGCGAUUGCCCGUCAAGAAGGGUUACCAGGAGAAGAUCUGGGACCAUGCCGCAGGUGACCUGAUUGUACGCGAGGCCGGCGGCCAAGUGACGGAUAUCUAUGGCCAGCGGUUGGAUUUCAGCAAGGGCCGGACCUUGGCUGCCAACACGGGUGUGGUUGCGGCUCCCAAGGCUGCCCAGGACCAAGUGAUCGACGCUGUCAAGGUGGUGUUGAAGCUGUAA